UCCUCCACCCACAACAUCUCAUCCCUCUCAUCAUGACAACUCCUACCAAUGCCAAUUCUCGCACCUUUCCAGCUGAUCCUCAGCAUCCACCGACACGACGCCCAGCCUCUGAAUCGGAGGGCCCCACGGGCCAUGCCCCGCACGAAGCUCGCGAAGCAGGCGCGGACGAGUGGAUGAAUAUCAAGCAGAUGGAGCAAGAUCAGUCAGACUCGCAAGCUUGCUGGUGCACCUACCCCUACGAGCUACCAGACCAGUCCGAUACCUCUGAAGAUGACGUCGUUGCCGAGCAUCGCAAUGCGGCAGACCAAUCGGAUGAGCUUCGUGCCACGCCGACACAUGCCGAUUCGGACGAAAGUUUGUCGACCGCACGCGCACCUUUUCGAAGCGAAGAUGCGAAGCGUACGACGCCGAGAGACGAGAUGGCCAUCAACAACAUCGUUGCAGCCGCGAGCGUGGUCCAAAAGGCCAAAGUCGCCAUGAUAUCCAAGGCUCCGUCACACAUCAUUCCCACCCCUGCGAUGGUCGCCACGGACCAGAAGAGUCACGCUCUCGUGGUCCACCGCCGCCGCCGCCGCCCUGCGCGUGCCAUCUUGAUCGUUCAGGUCAUCACGAAGGCAGAGGGGGAUUCGGCGGUCGUGAAGGCUUUGGAGGUGGAGGAAGAGGAGGCUUGGGAGGUAGAGGAAGAGGAGGAUUCGGAGGUAGAGGAAGAGCUGGAUUCGGCUCGAGGUCUGGAUUUGGAGGUAGAGGUCGACUUCCCCACAUGGGCGGACCUGAUCACCACCACCACCACCACCAUCAUCAUCAUCCUUUCCACGCGGGUCAUCCGCACGAGCACUUUGAGGAGCCAUUUCCCCAGUUCGGUGCUCCACCGCAUCAUCGCCACGGUCCGCACGCUGCUUCUUGUUGCCGAAAUGCGACACGCAGAGAUCGGCCCGCUCACUCGCACAGCCGCGAGAGACUUGCCCAUUCGCGUGCUCAUGCCCCAUCCAGGCCCUCGUUUGCCUUUCACCCAUGGCGCCAGCCUGGUGCGCUAUCCGACAGACCAGGCCCGCCCGGUCCAGCUCUUCACCUGCCACCCUUACAUCUCGCACGCGCACAUCGCCACCGAGCACCUCCACGUCGCUCAGCAGCAGCUAGUGAGGAGAAAGAGGACGAGUUGCUUUUUCGCCUCAUGCAUAGAAUGCAUCGACUGCAACUGCGACAUGGACGAGAGCGCCACGAGCGCGCUCGACGAGGUGGCGCAAGGGGCUUUUGAGCAUCGUCGCAACGAGAUCACCGGCCAGCCCGCGCCCCUGCUGCGCAAUUCAGAGGAGGACAUCGGUGGCCCCCUUUGA
Molecule: messenger RNA, 1334 nt
Organism: Ceraceosorus guamensis
Lineage: Eukaryota; Fungi; Basidiomycota; Exobasidiomycetes; Ceraceosorales; Ceraceosoraceae
Exons: 5
Coding region: 33-1334 (433 amino acids)
Source: RefSeq, a predicted model, not a curated record